Molecule: messenger RNA, 2452 nt
Organism: Moneuplotes crassus
Lineage: Eukaryota; Ciliophora; Spirotrichea; Euplotida; Euplotidae
Source: the annotation of a GenBank genome assembly
UUUGUCUGAUCUAAAAAUAAGCAUAUGUCUUGAUAUUCAAUAUUAUAAUUUUUACUAUGAUCUUUAAAGAGAAAAUUCUGAACAAUUCUAAACCUCUCCUGCUAAAUCUUUGUUUCAAAAUCUGCACAUUGCUAUGUAGGACAAUUCUUCGAUUUUUUCAAAGAAUUAUUAAAUAAUUUUGUCUCUCACCGAUAUAUUCAUCCCAAUUAUAGAUAAUAAUUUCCAGAAUCGAAGAAUACAUUUCCAGUAUUGUGAAAAUCUUACAAAGCAUUAACUUCUCAUUGGAUGAGUUCCCAGGCAACAAACUUCUUGAAGCUGAGUACUACAGUAAGCGGCUUAUCCAGAUCCGGAAAUAAUUGGCUGGUCCUCAUGGAUGUGCUUAGAUACGUCAUCACAUCUGUGAUGGUCUCUGUGACCAUCUUCCAGCAGGAUAAGUUCAUCCAGAGAGCUAUUAUACUAGUCGUCGAUCUAGUGAUGUUCCACUUGCUCGAGAAAGGCAUCAAAAAGUACAACUGGCUGGCCAACAAUUGAGGACUCAUCAUAUCAACCAUGCUGUACAUCCAAAUGACGGAAAUAAAUUGCAAGUUCCCAAUAUUUAGGAUUAAUGAAGGAUAUUUGUUCCAGAUUACUGCAUCCUUAGUUUUUAGCACCUGAGUGACGACAAACUGGAAGGUAGGCUGACUCAACCAGGUCCUUCUUCAUAUCUUCGGACUGGUAAGACUCAAGACCACCUUUGGCAUUCUGAGUGAUUAUUAUUAUGCAGGAUCAUUUGUAUCAUUAGUAAUUUACAUAUUUGGGUCAUACUGCUACUCGAACACUCUCAAAGAACUGUUUAUUGCUAGCUGUAAGCAGCAUAAAACUUUAAAUGGACAGAAAGCUAUUCUGAAUGGUCUUCCAGAAGGAGUGCUCAUUGUCAGUCAGGACAGUAGAGAGUGUAAGUUUGCAAAUCCCAAGGUAAAAGAAACACUCGAUAUCCAUUCUUUUUAUAAGUCUAAUUUGAACAAAGACUUGCUCAAUGAGGUUCAGGCCAAUAUUGAAAGAGAGCUUGAUGCAAUCAUUGAAAAGUCUUCAUUUGCAGAUUCCAACUCUCACCGAAAAGCAAACAGACGUCAACACAAAGGCUUUACUGAUUUGCUCGAAGACUUCAGUGUAAAGUACAAGGGCAUCCAGUUCAAUCCUGAUGAGUUGAGUCAACUUGGAGAUCAAGACAGAAGUGACCAAUCGCAGAUGUCAAAGUUCGGAGACUACAGACAUGGCCACUUGACUCUUGCUCAGUUCCUUGACAGAGAGCGAGAGUCUAUUGCUCAUGAAGGCAGUUACAGCAAAGAAUCAAAGAUUAAUAUAAAAUACAUAGCUGAUCAUUUGAAUCAAGACUUGGAGCCUCAACAGCGUGAAUUUGUGGUUAAAACAACUAUUAUUGAUGAAAAUGCAAUCUCUGAUGAGGAUGUGUUGUUCAUGCACAUGUUCGUUGAGACAACACAAAUCAGCCAGCUUGAAGAAGCCAAGGCUCAAAACCAUUAUCAACGCCAGAUGCUCUCCAACGUGUCUCAUGAAUUCAGGACGCCUCUGAACUCAAUCACAGCUUCUCUGGAGUUGAUGCGAAUGCAGGAUUUGGGACACAGCAAUCGACUUGUUCGGAUUGCUUCAUCUUCGUGCAGCAUUCUGGGAAUGCUAGUUGAAGACAUCCUAGACCAUGCCAAGCUAGAGUCAGGAGUGUUCCAGAUCAACGAAGAAGUGUUCACUAUCACCCAGUGCUUGAACGAAAUACAGGAAGUGUUCACACUACAAGCUGAUGGCAAAGGAUUAGAGUUAAGAAUAGACAUUCAGGACAAGCUAAAAGAGCUGCCAAUAAUGUCAGACAAAGGCAGACUCAAGCAAGUGAUUAUGAACUUGGUGUCUAAUGCACUCAAGUUUACAGACAGAGGGUCGAUUACAAUAGAAAUUUGUGAAAGAUUGAACCAACAAGAGCUCCAAAACUAUGAGGAGUCCAAAUCUGCUGAGCAAAAUAGUUUUAAAGACCAUUUCAUACAGAAUAGUGGAUGAGACAUUGCAGAGCUUCCUUACGAAGAUUUAGCCGAUAUUCAGAGCAGACAUGACUGCACUGAAUACUUCUUUCACACCAACAGAUCCGUAUUAAGAAAAGAUGACGAGCCUGACAACGAAUUUACACAGACAAUGGAUAUUACAUUAAAAGUAAUUGACACAGGUAUUGGCAUCUCCAAAGCCGACCAGAAGUCUCUAUUCAAACUCUUCGGCAAACUCAGCUCGAACCACAACAGAAACAAGACUGGGUGCGGACUCGGUCUUACAAUCUGCAAGAAGAUCAUCGAAAAGUUGGGUGGAAACAUCCACUUAUCCUCUAUCGAAAAUUUCGGUACCACAGUUGAAUGUCAUUUCCUAUGAAAGUACUAGCCUGCUUGCUAACAUUCUACUCUAAUAUCCAGUUUUAUCU